Acanthoscelides obtectus is the source of this 351-nucleotide messenger RNA. NCBI's taxonomy places the organism in Eukaryota, Metazoa, Arthropoda, Insecta, Coleoptera, Chrysomelidae. The record is from the annotation of a GenBank genome assembly.
AGGAGUAUGAAACGUCUUAUGGGUGAACUGGCAACACCAAGGUCGUACUCUCCAGGCAAAAUCGAGAUUAUCAAUGCUGAUGCUAUGGAGAUAUUUCGUAAAUAAUGAGCAUAAAAUAUCAGUAGCUGUGAUGGUAUACGUGAGAUGUAUUGUGACUAUUGUGGGAUAUGCAGAAGUUCAUAAAGUGCUACAGAAUUAAGAAGCGGUACAAUGAAGACUUGUGUUUUGCAACACUCAACGUGCAUUUGUAAUAAAUCUAUCAAUAUUUUCAUGAAAUACAAUUUUUAUUCCAUUGUCAACAGCAUAUAAAUGUUUUUUGAAACUAAUUAAAUUUGGUGCUUCAUAAUUAGG